This is a messenger RNA of Fundulus heteroclitus (mummichog), 6034 nucleotides long. It is a transcript of the gene gbf1, whose product is annotated as golgi brefeldin A resistant guanine nucleotide exchange factor 1. The transcript has 41 exons. The coding region runs from base 29 to 5674 and encodes 1881 amino acids. Gene Ontology annotation, molecular function: guanyl-nucleotide exchange factor activity. The record is from RefSeq and is a predicted model, not a curated record. Gene Ontology annotation, biological process: regulation of ARF protein signal transduction. NCBI's taxonomy places the organism in Eukaryota, Metazoa, Chordata, Actinopteri, Cyprinodontiformes, Fundulidae.
GGAACUCACCAUCCAGCAGAAAAGCAGCAUGGUCGACAAAAACAUCUACAUUGUCCAAGGUGAAAUAACCACGGUUGUUGGAGCUAUUAAGAGAAACUCUCGAUGGAAUAACCACACUUCACAGGAUGAAGAACAAGACCCAUUACUGAACAGCUUUGGCCAUCUUAAGGAAAUACUCAACAACAUAAAAGAUCUAUCAGAUGUGGAACCCAACCUUUUCCUGAGGCCUUUCCUUGAAGUUGUGCGCUCUGAAGACACCACUGGACCAAUCACUGGCCUUGCUCUUACCUCUGUAAACAAGUUUCUUUCGUAUGGCCUUAUAGAUUCUAACCAUGAGGCUGCUGCAGAGGCUAUUGAGAACAUGGCAGAUGCUGUCACACAUGCAAGAUUUGUGGGAACAGAUCCUGCAAGCGAUGAAGUGGUCUUGAUGAAAAUUCUUCAGGUCCUUAGGACUCUGCUGCUGACGCCAGUUGGAGCCCAUCUGACCAAUGAGUCUGUGUGUGAAAUAAUGCAGUCCUGUUUCAGAAUCUGCUUUGAGAUGCGCUUAAGUGAGCUCCUCAGAAAAUCUGCGGAACACACACUGGUUGACAUGGUGCAGCUGCUGUUCUCCAGGCUACCCCAGUUCAAAGAGGAGGCAAAGAGUUAUGUGGGCACCAACAUGAAAAAGGCUUACAAUAUCUUGUGGAAAAACAAACGUGUGCAGUUAAAGAUGCGUGCUGGAGGAAUCAGUGAAUCAUCCAAAUGGAAGAAGCAGAAACGCUCACCAAGGCCCCCUCGUCACAUGAUCCAAAGUCCUUCAGACCCAGGCAAUCCCAGCACCCUCAGCAACAACCUCUCAGGUGGUGUCCCAUUUAUUGAACAAGGCUUUUCUAACUCGAGCCUUGCCACAUCAGACAGUGCUGGCUCUUCCAUAUCCAGCCCAACCGCCACAGACAGUGGCCUGGAUGCAUGCUCCAAAGCCACCUCCAGGGAAGACCUUUCUGACCUGGAACAAUCUAUUUUAUCUCCAAGCAGCCCUUGUACAGCUACUUCACUAACUUGUGCUGAGUCUGGCUCUUCACACACACAGGGUGGGCAGGUUGUAACAGCUCAGACAGCCUCUGUGGAUUCAAUCGCUGAAGUUCUGGAUGACAAAGACUCCGUCGCUGAGCAGUCAGACACCACCUCUGUUCAUGACAUGGACUAUGUUAACCCUCGUGGAGUCCGAUUCACACAGUCCACACAGAGAGACGGAGUUGCCCUCAUUCCUUAUGGUCUGCCAUGUCUAAGGGAACUUUUUCGUUUUUUGAUUUCACUGACUAAUCCACAUGACCGCCACAAUGCUGACGCAAUGAUACAUAUGGGCCUGCAGCUUCUGACUGUAGCCCUGGAGUCUUCACACAUUGUUAACUACCAGUCUUUACUAGUCCUGGUUAAAGAUGAGCUCUGCAGGCAUCUGUUUCAGCUGCUGAGUGUGGAGCGCAUGAACCUCUAUGCUUCCUCAAUGAGAGUUUGCUUCUUGCUUUUUGAAAGUAUGAGAGAACAUUUGAAGUUUCAGCUCGAGAUGUACCUCAAGAAACUGAUGGACACUAUCACAUCAGAGAACACUAAGAUGCCCUAUGAAAUGAAAGAAUUGGGUCUGGAAGCUUUGGUCCAGCUCUGGAGGAUCCCCAGCUUUGUCACUGAACUGUACAUUAACUAUGACUGUGACUUCUACUGCUCAAAUUUGUUUGAAGACCUCACCAAGCUACUCUCCAAGAAUACAUUCCCUGUGUCAGGACAACUCUACACCACUCACCUGCUUUCACUGGAGGCCCUGCUCACAGUAAUUGAUAGCAUUGAAGCCCACUGCCAGUCCAAGGUGGAAACCACAACAAUUCAGCUGAGCCAAUCAGACACACUGCUCGCAGAUGGCGAAGGAUCAUCCUCAAAUGGAACAAACUUAAUAGCUGAUCUUAGCAGCAUGGAUAGUCCUAAUAACUCUCCAAAAGUGGUAAAUGCGUCAGGAUAUCCACCUACCACUGGAUACCUUAUGGCUGAGAAGAUGAGACUGGGUAGGGAGGAUCAAGGUGACAGUGAUAUUGUGGAGAAGGGAGCACCAAAACAGCCCCCCCGUUUUUCUACAUGUUUACCUGAGACACUGCAGCUGAUGGAAAUUAGAACCAAGAAAAAACUUCUCAUCACAGGCACAGAGCAGUUUAACCAGAAGCCUAAGAGGGGAAUCCAGUUCCUUCAGGAGAAAGGCCUACUUAGUGACCCCUUGGAUACAAAACAGGUGGCACAGUGGCUCAGAGAAAACCCCCGUCUGGACAAAAAGAUGAUCGGGGAGUACAUCAGCGAUCGCAAGAACAUGGAACUCCUGGACAGCUUUGUGAAUACAUUCACCUUCCAGGGACUUCGUAUCGAUGAGGCCUUGCGGCUGUACUUGGAGGCCUUUAGACUCCCUGGGGAGGCUCCCGUAAUUCAGAGGCUACUGGAAACAUUCACAGACAACUGGCAUAAAGUCAAUGGCUCUCCUUUCAUGAGCAACGAUGCAGGCUUUGCUUUGGCCUAUGCUGUGAUUAUGCUGAACACCGAUCAGCAUAACCAUAAUGUCCGGAAGCAGAACAUCCCCAUGACUGUUGAGCAAUUCAAGAAAAAUCUCAAAGGUGUUAAUGGAAACAAGGAUUUUGACCAGGACAUGCUAGAAGACAUCUACAAUGCUAUCAAGAAUGAAGAGAUUGUGAUGCCAGAUGAGCAGACGGGCUUAGUGAAGGAGAACUAUGUAUGGAGUGUGUUGCUUCACCGUGGUGCCACUUCUGAGGGAAUUUUUCUCCACCUACCACCAGGCAGCUAUGACCAUGACUUAUUCACCAUGACUUGGGGUCCAACCAUCGCUGCUUUAUCUUAUGUCUUUGACAAGAGCCUUGAUGACAACAUCAUCCAGAAGGCCAUCACAGGGUUCAGAAAAUGUGCGAUGAUAGCAGCUCACUAUGGCUGCAGUGAUGUUUUCGACAACCUAAUUAUCUCCCUCUGCAAGUUCACAACACUGUCCAGUGAGUCUGUGGACAACCUACCUACAGUGUUUGGUAGCAACAGUAAGGCACAGACCGCUGCCAAAACUGUUUUUGAUUUGGCUCAUCAGCACGGUAACAUCCUGAGGGAAGGCUGGAAGAACAUCAUGGAGUCCAUGCUGCAGCUCUUUAGAGCCCAGCUCCUACCAAAAGCCAUGGUUGAGAUGGAAGACUUCGUAGAGCCCAAUGGAAAAAUUUCACUUCUGAGAGAGGAAAUGCCAUCAAAUCGUGGUGAAUCAGCAGUCUUAAGUUUUAUCAACUGGCUGACUCCGAGUGGAGCUGAGCAAUCAGGAUUAAGAGGACCGUCCAUAGAAAAUCAGGAAGCCAAGCAAGCAGCUAUCCUCUGCAUUAAGGAUUGUGACCCAGAGAAGUUGAUUACUGAGAGUAAAUUCCUCCAGCUGGAGUCUCUGCAGGAGCUUAUGAAGGCACUGAUAUCUGUUAGCCCAGAUGAAGAGACUUAUGAUGAAGAGGAUGCUUCCUUCUGUUUGGAGAUGCUGUUGCGUAUUGUUUUGGAAAAUAGGGACCGUGUAUCGUGUGUUUGGCAAACAGUCCGGGACCAUCUCUAUCACCUAUGUGUUCAUGCCCCUGAGAGCUGCUUCCUGGUGGAGAGAGCUGUGGUGGGCCUUCUUCGACUUGCAAUUCGGCUGCUGCGCAGAGAAGAGAUCAGCUCUCAGGUCCUUCUCUCGUUGCGCCUUCUGCUCAUGAUGAAGCCGCAUGUGUUGGCCCGGAUCAGUCGAGAGGUUGCGUAUGGCCUUCAUGAGCUACUGAAGACUAAUGCAGCCAACAUCCACUGUACAGAUGACUGGUACACACUCUUCUCCCUGCUGGAGUGUAUUGGAGCUGGAGUUAAACCUCGUGCCUCCUUCCAACUCAGCUCUUCUACUGCUGACAAUGAAACAGGUGCACAGUCAGACAGUGAGCUGUCAUCUCAUCAUUCCAAUGACGUGAAUUUAGAUCGUGGCUACACAUCUGACACAGAGGUUUAUACAGAGCACAGUAAGACCAGGAUACCUCGUUCCACUACUGAUGCGGAUGUAUCAAGUAGUGGAUGGCUUGUGGUUGGAAAAGAUGAUUUGGAGACAAGUAAACCCACCCAAGUAAACACCAAAGCUCAGCUGAGUCACCCAUUGGUCAACCAGUACAGUCUGACUUUAGGUCAGGACCUCGGGCAGCAUGACACCAAGUCUCUCAUCAAGUGUGUGGAAACUCUCUCUUUCAUUGUUCGCGAUGCUGCCCACGUCACCCCAGACAACUUUGAGCUAUGUGUUCGAGCCAUACGCGUGUUUGUGGAGGCUAGCCUUAAUGGAGGUUAUCGAAACCAUGACAAGAAGAAAAACCACAAAUAUGACUCAAAGUCCCGGAUGAGAAAGAAACCAGUGGGUAGGGAGAGAGAAAUUGGAGGCAGCACAAGACGAGUUGGGAGUCGAUUAUCAAGUCAGCGUCCAUCACGUUCUCACAGUGACGAUGAGGAGGAUGAGGGUGUCCCAGCCAGCUAUCACACAGUGUCAUUACAGGUUAGUCAAGAUCUGUUGGACCUGAUGCACACCCUUCACACCCGGGCCGCCAGCAUCUACAGCUCCUGGGCAGAGGAACAGCACCAUCUAGAGCCCUCUGGCAAAAAGAUAGAAGCUGACUCUCAAACUUUGUGGACCAGCUGCUGGUGCCCACUACUGCAAGGAAUUGCUUGGCUAUGCUGCGAUGCCAGGCGACAAGUCCGCAUGCAGGCCCUCACUUACCUCCAAAGAGCACUGCUUGUCCAUGAUCUGCAGGCACUUGAUGCGGCUGAGUGGGAGUCCUGCUUCAACAAGGUGCUUUUUCCACUGCUGACUAAGCUACUGGACAACAUCAGUCCAGCAGAUGUGGGUGGUAUGGAGGAGACCAGAAUGAGAGCCUGCACACUGCUGUCAAAGGUCUUCCUGCAGCACCUUUCACCUCUACUUUCCCUGCCCACCUUCGCUGCCCUCUGGCUUACCAUUCUGGAUUUCAUGGACAAGUAUAUGCAUGCAGGGUCCAGUGAUUUACUGCUGGAGGCAAUUCCAGAGUCUCUAAAGAACAUGCUACUAGUGAUGGACACUGCAGGGAUUUUCCGCAGCUCUGACUCUAAGACUGGAUACUCAGACCUGUGGGAAAUAACAUGGGAACGUAUUGUGUGCUUUCUUCCAAACCUGAGGGAAGAACUCUUCAAACAGACAGUUAUACCAGAUUCAGCUCCAAGUCCCCAAGCUGAGCAAGUGCUGUCAACAUCCACAGCUGAACAACCUUUAUCUCCUUUGAUGGCGCCACCUCUUUCCCAGCCUCCCUCCCCGGUCAUGAUGCCAGUAACGCAAGCAGAGACUUCAGUUUCCAGCAGUCAAGAGUCAACUCAAGAGCAUCAAUUAGCUAGUGCCAAUGGACCAGAUUGCUCAUCUCCAGCUCCUGCCUCGAAAUCUCCGCCUCCAUCACCAAGCACAUCUCCCGCCCGCUCUCCAUCACCUCCAAGUCAGCCCCCCCUCAUUCUGCAGCCAUUAGCUUCUCCGCUGCAGGUGGGAGUCCCACCCAUGCCUCUUCCAAUCAUCUUGAACCCUGCAUUGAUCGAGGCCACAUCUCCUGUGCCACUGCUUCCUGGGUCCAAACCUGCUAGUCCCACUGAUGAGUUCCAGUAACAGAAGUUCACCUGACUUAAGGCUCACUACGUCCAUGGCAGGAGAGCCAACUGCUUAACAUAUUAGAGUGUUGCAGCUUGUUUAGGUGUACAUAAGGGACACUGUUCAAAUGUGCAGGUUGUUUGGUUUGUGCUCUUUCUGUGUGUAUUUUCUAAUCCUAUUGAAUGAAAUACUAACAGACAGUUGUGUAGUAAACUCACUCUGAUGCAGGAUUAUGGCACUCAAAAAACAAAAGUUUUUGGGUAUUUUGUUCUGUCCACACAAUCCACACAAACAUAAUUUACUUGCUGUUUUCCAACUGUUUUAAAGUUAUGACAUCAUGCGUAUUUUAGACUGAGACAAUAAAAUUAACAGACUGAG